AUGAGUUCAUCCACCAGGCCGGUCGGGAAUGCGUCUCCCAGGCAGCAGCAUAUGGGAGGUCACUGGAGUGGUGCUAAUCCCAUUCCGACGGUCCAGAAGUUUAUUGACAAUCUCGACAAGGAGAAGAAAGAGCGAGACCUCUUGAUUGACGAGGAAGAGCAAAAUAGAAUUCUACAAGCGACAAAGGAAAAGGGCGUGACCUCUCAUAAAUCUCACAAAGUCCCCAAGGAUAAGAUCCAUAACGUUACCGAUCCUGUCACUGGCAAGGAAAUAGGCGUGCAGGAUCUAGAUCAGUCGGCGAUGGAAGCUGCCAAAAACCCAAAGCUGAGCGUCCCUAAUGCAAAUCUUGGAAGAUCAACCGACAUUAAAACAAGCCACGAUCAACCUCUACCUGAGUAUAAGGAGAAACAGGACAUCACAGCACCCCCAGAUCCUAUUGCGGAUGGCACAACGUCAGAUGUCCCUAUUCGUGGAGAGAAGACAAAUAUUCUCUUCCAUCCUACACCAACGGUCACAUUUCAACCUAUGUACGAUCAUCUGGAAAAGCAAGCCAUAGGAGUAUGUAUUGGUAUACCAAUUGCCAUCAUAGUAUUCGGAAAGUUUUUUGGCAGCCCUCUAUGGGGGCUCAUUCCCCUUGCUGCAUGCAUUACGAGUGGUGUGUGGCUCUGGAUGCACGAGAUUAUACGAAGUGGGAAGGAUAUGGAAUGGAGUAGUGAGGAACUUCGUGGGAAAACAGCUACUGCAAACCUCCUACCAGAGUCAGUGGAGUGGAUGAACUCUUUUCUCAGCGUUGUAUGGGGCCUUAUGAACCCAGAGAUGCUGGCGCCCAUUGCCGAUACAAUUGAAGACAUUAUGCAAGCAUCAGCACCCACGGUUGUCGAGAAUGUCCGAAUUGCAGAAAUUGACCAGGGUAACAAUGCCCUCCGUAUUCUGAGCAUGCGUUCUCUCCCAGAUGAUCAUGUCCAGAACCUCAAGGACAACAUUCACGAGGAGAACAUGCGUAACAAAGACCCCCAGGAAGCUGCUGCUGCCGAAGAGGGAGGCAGUUAUUACAAUAUGGAGGCCGCUUUUGCUUACCACGCCAAACCAUCCGGUCAGAGUGCUUCUUCCAAGGCACGAAACAUGCAUAUGCAGAUGGUGUUUUAUCUAGGCAUCCGGGGCUUGUUCGGUGUGCCCUUUCCCAUAUUUGUUGAACUGACUGAGCUCGUUGGUACAGUCCGUCUUCGUUUCCAAAUGACACCCGAGCCACCGUUCAUGAAGGAAGUCACAUUUACCUUGGUGGGCAUUCCACAUGUGCGAGCUGGCUGCAUGCCCAUGUUCAAGACGGGGAUCAACGUUCUUAACCUUCCUUUGAUCUCAAACUUUGUCAACUAUGCCAUUAGCACUGCCUGCUCUAUGUUUGCCGCGCCGAAGUCCAUGACAAUGGAUCUCGGCAUGAUGCUGUCGGGCGAUGAUAUUGACAAGGAUACUUCUGCUCUAGGAGUCAUGUGGAUUCGAAUUCAUCGUGCCAUCGGUCUGAGCAAGCAAGAUCGCCGCGGCAGCGACGGUGGUGGUAGUGACCCAUAUAUCAACCUCUCCUUCUCAAAAUAUGGAAAGCCCAUGUAUUGUACUCGAGUCAUCUGUGAUGACCUGAAUCCAAUCUGGGAGGAGACUGCAGCACUUCUGGUAACGCCCGAGCUGAUCAAAGCGAAUGAGAACUUGAGCGUCGAGCUCUGGGACUCGGACCGCAACACUGCGGACGACAUUGUCGGGAAGGUGGAACUCCCUAUUCGGGAGAUGCUCCAGCACCCGGGGCGUAUGUAUCCGCAGAUCUCGAAACUGCAAGGGCUGGACGAAGGCAGUGAAAUGCCAGGUCAAUUGCACUGGGAAGUCGGAUACUUUGGAAAGCCAAAGCUGCGACCCGAGCUGCGCACAGAUGGCAAGCAGCAUGAUCUCCCUGAGAAUCUAAAGGGUAACCCCACAUUUGAGGAUGAUAAGGGCGUUAUCAAUAACGACGAAGAGGACGCUGUUGCACACACCCCGCCUGACCCUCUCUGGCCCAGUGGAAUUCUUCAUGUCGUCGUGCACCAGAUCGUGAACCUCCAGCUUGAAAAUAUCAAGGGAAGCGAUGGAAACCGCAAGGGCAAGGAAUAUGAGCCGGCGAAACCAUUCGGAGAGAACACAGAGGAAGAAGGUGGUAACUUGCCUACCAGUUAUUGCAAGAUCAUGAUUAAUGAUCAAUUGGUCUACCGCACAAGAGCGAAAGCCGUUAGCUCUAAGCCAAUCUUCAAUGCUGGGACUGAACGCUUUGUCCGUGACUGGAGGUCCGCCGUUGUAACAGUCACUGUACGUGAUCAACGUUACCGCGAGCACGACCCCAUCCUGGGCGUUGUCCCAAUCAAGAUAUCGGAUCUCUUCCAGACAAGCUCCCAAGUCACUCGAUGGUAUCCGCUUGACGGAGGUAUUGGCUUUGGUCGAGUCCGUAUCUCCGUUUUGCUCCGACACGUCGAGACCAAGCUGCCUCCCAACAUGCUUGGCUGGGAUGUUGGAACAUUCGAGUUCCAAGGGGAGAAGGUUGUUGCAAAGAACUAUGGUCGAGUGGCAAAGAUCAAGCUGCGCACUGGUGGCAGCACAAACAAACUCUCUCGCCGCUCGUGCCAGCUAGAAGGCAACGAUUUAGUCUACGAUACAUCAGAUGAGAGCUUCCGCGAUGCCCUCCGCAUGCCAGUGAAGCAUCGGUAUCGCUCACCGGUUAUCUUCGAGUUCCACAUCAAGGGCAAGCGGGGCGCAGCCGCGUACGCAAUCGUGUGGCUGCAGCAUCUGGUUGACAACGAAGAAACCGAAAUCGACAUCCCGAUCUGGACUACCAAGGCCGGAGCCCGCCUGACGCAAAACUACAUCACAGAAGAAAACUGGCGUGCAAAGGAAGUUCCAGGCCUCCAGGACCUAGAGGAGGUUGGCCGACUUCAGUUCCGAUGUAAGUUCUCGCCGGGCAUUGACGAGUCGCACGAGCAGUUUGUCGUGGACAACGACUCGCGUGAGACCUUCGAGACAUGGGAAGCCUGCAUGGCAGAAGGCGUGCGAACUCGCACUGUCUCAAUCGAUAUUCCAGAAGAGGUGCAAGCCAAGCACGAACAGUCUCUCAUCGACGGCCGCGACGUGCUCAAGCAAGCCGAUCCCUCUGAACGCCGCCGCUGGAUCGAUCGCGAAGGCACAGAUUGGAGCGGUGCAUUCGGACAAGAUCCGCGCGCCUACACGGAUGGAAAAGGUCGAAAGAUCGCAGAACCUGGCAAAGACAAACCGGCCCAUGAUCCUAUCACACCACCGCCAUUACAUGGCUUGUCUACCAGCGCGGCGAACUCGCCAGCUGGACAUUAUGAGGGCGAAUAUGACGACACUGACGACUCCACUGAGGAGUCGGAACUGUCAUCCCCCCGACUGUCGACCUUUAGUGGAGGCAGUGCAGGUGCAUCCUCGUCGAUGGCUAGCGGCAGCAUGUCAAGCAAAGCGAACAAACGUACUGAGCAGCGACAGGAGCGGGGGAUGAUGCAGUGGCGUCCUGCACGCAAUGCACUUUUUGCAAAGAAUGAAGCCAAGUUCGCGCUUAGAAAGCUUAAGAAGAAGAUUGGGGCUGGGGAUUUGACGGGUCGUGAGCCCGAUAUUGAGACGGAGACUUGA
Molecule: messenger RNA, 3657 nt
Organism: Penicillium taxi
Lineage: Eukaryota; Fungi; Ascomycota; Eurotiomycetes; Eurotiales; Aspergillaceae
Product: C2 domain protein
Exons: 5
Coding region: 1-3657 (1218 amino acids)
Molecular function (GO): lipid binding
Source: RefSeq, a predicted model, not a curated record